AUGAACUCCGGCUCUGAUUGGCUAGUGGGAGGAAAAGAAAAGGAGCAUGGUCAGGAGAGUGGCCCUGUUGUCACCUUCCACCAGUUGCACUACUGCGUCCAGGACUCCAGGUUCUGCCGCAAGAGGGGCCUCAACAAGUUCAUCCUCAAAGAUGUCAGUGGCAUCAUGAGGCCGGGGAUGAACGCAAUCAUGGGGGCAACAGGCAGUGGGAAAACCUCGCUGCUGGACGUACUGGCAGGCAGGAAAGACCCCCAGGGGCUCAGGGAGGGACGUGUGCUGGUGGAUGGGCAGCCGGUGACCUCAGAACUCCGGCUCAGCUCGGCAUACGUGGUCCAGGAUGACAUUUUGAUGGGCACCUUGAGCGUGAGAGAAAACCUCCUGUUCAGUGCAAAUCUGCGGCUGGACCCUGAACUGCAUUCCGCCAAAGAGAAGCAGCUCCGAGUGGACACCAUCAUCCAGGACCUAGGGCUGUCUGACUGCGCCCACACCAAGAUCGGCACAGAGUUCUUGCGUGGUGUGUCUGGAGGAGAGAGGAAGCGCUGCAGUAUCGGCAUGGAGCUCAUCACAUCUCCCUCUCUGCUCUUCCUGGAUGAGCCCACCACUGGCCUGGACUCCAAUACGGCCAACUGCAUCAUUGGCCUGCUCCACAAACUCUCCCGUCGAGGUAAAACAGUGAUCUUCUCCAUCCACCAGCCACGUUACUCCAUCUUCAGACAGUUUGACCACCUGACGCUCAUGCACAAGGGGGAGGUGGUGUACGCAGGAGCUGCCGCCCAUGCUCUGGACUACUUCACGAACCUGGGCUUUCAAAUCGAGGCCUUUGACAACCCAGCUGAUUUCUUCAUGGACGUCACAAAUGGGGAGAGCAAAUCAACAUUGGAGCCUUUCAGAACAGAGAAUGGCCACACUCUGCUGGGCCCUGCCUACCAGCAAUCCCAGCCGUGCAAAGAAAUGCUGGAGGAGCUGAAGCACAUGGACCAAAUGCCGCUGGGAGCCAAGGGCAGAGUGAGGAGCGCACAUUACCCCACCUCCUUCUUCUACCAGCUCAAAGUGGUGUGUGCGCGCACCUCCCUGAACAUCCUGCGCAACCCACAAACCUCAUAUGCUCAGCUGGCUCUGAACAUCUUCUUUGCAUUGCUGGUGGGGCUCAUUUACUUCCAGAUGCCCCUGACAAUGCCUGAGGCCCUCCAGAACAGAGGGGGAGCAUUCUUCUUCCUUAUCAUCAACAUGGUGUUUGGAAACUUGUCUGCAGUGGAGCUGUUCAUUAAUGAGAGAGCCAUCUUUGUUCAUGAGAACUCCAGUGGCUACUACCGCACCUCUGUGUAUUUCCUGUCCAAGAUGUUUGCCGACCUGCUCCCAAACCGAAUCAUUCCCAUUUUCAUCUUCUCAGCUAUCGCCUACUACAUGAUGGGUCUGAAGCCUGACUUCGAGGCCUUCCUGUGCUUCGCUCUGAACAUGUCCCUGGUCAGUCUGGCAGGAGUGGGGCUGGCAUUCCUCGUCUCAGCCAGCGUCUCCUCCUUUGCCAUGGCCAACAUCCUGAUUGCUCUGCCCUUUGUCUUCAUGAUGGUGUUUGGCGGUUACUUAGUCAAUCUCAACUCCAUGCUGAGCUGGCUCGCGUGGCUCCAGUGGCUCAGCAUCUUCAGUUAUGGUCUUAAUGCGGCUUUCAUUAAUGAGAUGACUGGACAAAUCUUCUACAGUAACCAAACCAGGAUCCCAGGAGAGCUGUUCCUCCAGGCUCAGGGUCUGGAUUACUCUGUGUGGGGGUACUGGCAGAACCAGGUGGCUCUGCUGGGGAUCAUUGUGGUCUGCAUGUCCUUCGCUUACAUCCAACUGCGCCGCAUCAACCGCUGGAAAUGA
Knipowitschia caucasica is the source of this 1857-nucleotide messenger RNA. NCBI's taxonomy places the organism in Eukaryota, Metazoa, Chordata, Actinopteri, Gobiiformes, Gobiidae. The record is from the annotation of a GenBank genome assembly.